Impatiens glandulifera is the source of this 868-nucleotide messenger RNA. Its product is annotated as calmodulin-like protein 3. Lineage: Eukaryota; Viridiplantae; Streptophyta; Magnoliopsida; Ericales; Balsaminaceae. Bases 63 to 713 code for a protein of 216 amino acids. The record is from RefSeq and is a predicted model, not a curated record. The transcript has a single exon. Gene Ontology annotation, molecular function: calcium ion binding.
CUCUCCAGGUUUCCCUCUCCACCAUUCAUCAUCUCCUUCAUUCUCUCUUUCUUCUUCCCCCAAUGCCAUCCCUCCUAUUCAAAUUCUUCCAUCUUUACCAACUCCUUCAAUCAAUCCUCCUCUAUUUCAUCCCUCAAAAGCUCCGCCAUUUCCUCCCCACCUCUUUCCACCCAAAACCCACCAUCACCUCCGUCGUCCCAUCUCCGUCGCCGCCGGACAUUACCUCCUCCCCCAUGGAUUCCGGCGAGAUUCGUCGGAUAUUCCAAAUGUUCGAUCGCAACGGAGAUGGCCGUAUAACAAGAAAAGAACUGAACGAUUCUCUCGACAACAUGGGUAUCGUAAUCCCAGACUCAGAUUUAACAAAAAUGAUCGAGGAGAUUGAUGUUAACGGAGAUGGGUGUGUCGACAUUGAUGAAUUUGGGGCACUUUAUCAGUCGAUUAUUGGACUUGGAAGAGGAACAGGGGAAAGGAAAGAAGAAGAAGAAGAUGAGGAUAUAAGAGAGGCGUUUAAUGUAUUCGAUCGUAAUGGUGAUGGGUUUAUUACAGUUGAUGAAUUACGAUCUGUUCUUUCUUCUUUGGGAUUAAAACAGGGACGAACGGCGGACGAUUGCCGGAGAAUGAUUAGUAAAGUCGAUGCUGAUGGCGAUGGAAGGGUUAACUUUUCCGAGUUUAAACAAAUGAUGAAAGGAGGAGGCUUUGCUGCUUUAACUUAAUUCUUUUUCUUUCUUUCUUUCCUUUUUUAUUUCUUUCUUUCUUUAAGAGAAGAAGACAAGAUUAUUGAAAUUUAUCAACUUGGAAUUUCAGUUUUUAAAUUCUUUCUUGUCUAAAAAAAAAAGAAAAAAUAAAUAAAGUUUAAUUGUUUGAAUUU